Cylindrotheca closterium is the source of this 591-nucleotide messenger RNA. NCBI's taxonomy places the organism in Eukaryota, Bacillariophyta, Bacillariophyceae, Bacillariales, Bacillariaceae. The record is from the annotation of a GenBank genome assembly.
AUGCAUUUGAUUAUGCUUUACCAUGAAGCUUAUACAGCGUCCCCUGCAUCUGGCGAAAAGCUUCACCGAUUAAUCAAGGAGCCUUCCAUCCAAGAAAGAACUGGAUCCUCCAUAUUUAUCUUCUCAUUCACAAGGGAUUCAAAUACAUGGCGCCUCCAAGCUCUGCCAAACAUUGCGGCAUCAAUAUCAGGCCUGGUUAGGAAAUUAUCUUUCCUUGAAUACUCCAAGCUGUCAAUAAAGAUAUACUUUCGUUUUUCUUCUGCAAGAAAACAUUCAUUGCAAGCAAUGAGAGCUGCCCAAUGUCCAGCAUUUCGGCUUCCAAAGAAUACAGGAAAGAGAUUGACUGGGUGGCUUGUACGCGCCAGAGUAAUGGCACUUUUGAACAAGAAGAGCAAGAUAGUCCUCUUCCGAAACUGCAAUGUCGUUACUCAGAUCAAUGGCAUUGGAAGUGUUCGUGCCAGGCUCAAGGUUCUCUCUCGCUUUCUCCAUGAUGCCUUUUAUCUUCCGCUGCCUGCGCCUAUAUGUUGCGUUUUCCAAUUUCUUGUGUUCCUAUCUCAGCCUGUCCCAAACGCUUGUGUUCUUUGUUUAUGA